GGGCAAGACGACUUCUCGGCCAUCAGGGACCAGUACUACAGGACGGGCGAUGGCUUCCUGUGCGUGUACUCCAUCAUCCUCCGCAGCAGCUACGACGAGGUCAAGAUCUUCCACAGCGCCAUCAAGCGCGUCAAGGACAGCGGCAGCCGGAUACCCUUUGUCCUCGUCGGCAACAAGACGGACUUGGAGGACGAGAGGAAGGUGACAAAGGAGGAGGGCGAGGAGUUGGCCAAGCAGCUCAAUGCGCAGUUCAUGGAGGCCUCGGCGAAGAAGAAGAUCAACGUCGAGGAGAUGUUCAUCACGCUUGUGCGCGAGGUGAUGCAGGCGAGGAAGGAGGCCGGACCGCCGGUCGAGAAGUCCGAUAAGAAGAAAAAGAAGAAGAACUGCAGCCUUGUAUAG
Acanthamoeba castellanii str. Neff is the source of this 399-nucleotide messenger RNA. RefSeq names its product Ras family protein rasG, putative. Gene Ontology annotation, molecular function: GTPase activity; GDP binding; GTP binding. Gene Ontology annotation, biological process: Ras protein signal transduction. The transcript is spliced from 3 exons. The annotation marks the transcript as partial. Gene Ontology annotation, cellular component: plasma membrane. Lineage: Eukaryota; Discosea; Longamoebia; Acanthamoebidae. The record is from RefSeq and is a predicted model, not a curated record.